This is a messenger RNA of Quercus lobata, 2955 nucleotides long. RefSeq lists its product as uncharacterized. Lineage: Eukaryota; Viridiplantae; Streptophyta; Magnoliopsida; Fagales; Fagaceae. The transcript has 4 exons. Bases 1 to 2955 code for a protein of 984 amino acids. The record is from RefSeq and is a predicted model, not a curated record. Gene Ontology annotation, molecular function: nucleic acid binding; RNA-DNA hybrid ribonuclease activity.
AUGCAACCUUUUAGAGAGGUACUUGAUGACUGUGGGUUCAUGGAAAUGGGUUUUGUUGGUGCACCGUUUACAUGGCACAAGCACUAUGCAGACUAUACAGUUUGGGAGAGAUUAGAUCGAGCGGUUGCUACUAAUGACUGGUUUUCAAUGUUCCCGGGUACUAAAAUUCAUCACUUGGAUGUCACUACCUCGGACCAUAAGGCUUUGUGGAUCGUCCCUGAAAAGAUGGAGUGUGGUUUUCAAAAGCCCUUCCGUUUUGAACAAAUGUGGAUGACGGAUAGUGGAUGCACAAAUACUAUAGAAGCAGUUUGGAGAAAACAUACGGAGGAGCCGUGGGACACAAAAAUUGUCAUCAAGAUAGAUCAUUGUGGUAAGGCACUUACACGUUGGAGCAGACCCGAUCACUUGGAAGAAGUUAUAGAUGUUAUUCCUGAGGUAGUCACUACUGAGAUGAAUGCAAGCUUAACUUCUGAAUUUACAGCUUUGGAGGUGGAAGUAGCAUUGAAACAAAUGGCCCCCUUAAAGGCCCCCGGCCCUGACGGUUCUUUACCUGCUGCCCUUGGUCAUUCUUUUGUUACUUUGAUUCCUAAAGUGAAAAAUCCGGAGUCAGUGUCACAAUUUAGGCCUAUCAAUCUGAGUAAUGUUCUAUACAGGGUGUUUUCUAAAGUCUUGGCAAACAGGCUGAAGAAAAUAAUGCCACAGCUUAUCUCAGAGCAUCAAAGUGCUUUCCUCUCUGAUCGUUUGAUUACAGAUAAUAUCAUGGUAGUGUUUGAAACUUUGCACUACAUGAGAAAUCACUAUGCAGGUAAGACUGGGUACAUGGCUCUAAAACUUGACAUGAGUAAGGCCUAUGAUAGAGUGGAGUGGGAGUUUAUGGAGAAAGUGAUGAGAAAGAUGGGUUUUAAUAAUCGUUGGGUGGAUCUAAUGAUGGAAUGUAUUACUACAACUUCCUACUCUAUUCUUAUUAAUGGUGAGCCUCAUGGAAAUAUCAAGGCAAGUAGGGGUCUUCGACAAGGCGACCCUCUCUCUCCAUACCUCUUCCUUAUGUGCACCGAGGGACUUCAUGGACUAAUAAAAAAGGCAGCAAGCAUUGGGGAUAUUAAGGGUGUUUCUUUAUGUCGUAAUGGCCCUAAACUAACACAUCUCCUCUUUGUAGAUGAUAGCCUAAUUUUUUGCAAGGCUAAGGAAGAUGAAUGCUUAAAGUUGCUUGAGAUUUUGGCGACCUAUGAGAGAGCCUCGGGGCAGAAAAUUAAUAGGGCUAAAACAACUCUCUUUUUCAGUAAAUCAACCUCAGAUGAUGUGCAAGAGGUGAUCAAAGAGGCUCUUAAGGUACAGGUGGUUCAACAAUAUGAAAAGUAUUUAGGUCUACCUUCUUCUGUGGGUAGAAAGAAAAAGGAGAGUUUUGCCAAUCUAAAGCAAAGAAUUUGGAAGAAAUUGCAAGGAUGGGAAGCUAAACUACUAUCACAGGCGGGGCGAGAAAUUUUACUCAAAGCGGUUGGACAAGCACUCCCUACCUAUACGAUGUCUUGUUUCAAGCUACCAAUCACUCUUUGUCAUGAGAUUGAAGCUUUGAUCCGAAAAUUCUAUUGGGGGCAACGUGGAGAUGCUAGGAAGAUACAUUGGGUAAAGUGGCAAGAGUUGUGCAAGCCAAAGUCACAAGGUGGUUUGGGCUUUAAGGACCUCUCCCGGUGGCUGCUAGGGGCGGUCAAUAAUAAAAUCAUCUCCCCUGCUAUUGUAGCAAAUAAUAAUGCCACGGUUAGCUCCUUGAUUGAUCAGACCAGCAAAGAAUGGAAAGGGGAACUUAUUGACUCCUAUUUCUUUGAGUGGGAAGCUAAUAUCAUCAAGAACAUACCUCUUUACUGUUCUAUUCAGGAGGAUGUAUUGAUAUGGCCUUUUAGCCCGGACAGAGAGUAUACGGUGCAAACAGGAUAUAAGUUUCUGCAACAACAAUACAUGGCUAGUGAAGCUGGCUCCUCAGAUGGUACCAAACUUCAAUCCUUGUGGAAGAAGAUUUGGGGGUUAAAAGUUCCUAGGAAGGUUAAACAUUUGGUAUGGCGUGCGUGCAAGAAUGCGCUGCCCACCAAGACAAAUUUGCUAAAGCGCCAAGUGGUUACCAAUGCUGUAUGUGAGCUGUGUAACCUGCACAAUGAAGACUCAGCCUAUGCCUUAUAUCAUUGCCCAAAACUGGAGAACCUUUGGCAGAGUACCUCCUUAUGGUGUCAUAGCACCAUCAAGCAAUGCAGCAAUUUUUUAGAAAUAAUGUUUGUUGUUUGUGUAGAUGGUAGGGACUCGGAGCUGUUCUCAUCAAUGGCUUGGACGUUGUGGAAUAGAAGGAACAAUAUCAGGCUUGGGAGACCCGUUGUCCCACUGGAGCAAGUGCUGAACAAAGCCCGUGAUCUCAAGUUGGGCUGCUUACCCAAUCCUACAACGGUAACAGCAAUGUCGAAACAGCCAAUGACAGCGUGGACACCUCUAACUUUCCACGCCUACAAGGUUAACUUCGACGGCGCACUCUUUGAACGCGAAAACAGAGCUGGUCUGGGAGUAGUCAUACGGAACCAUGAUGGCUUAGUGAUGGCCUCACUGUCUGAUGUUGUUCCGCUGCCGGCCAUAGUCAUUGAAGUGGAAACUUUGGCAGCACGCAGAGCUGUGGAGUUUGCACUGGAACUGGGAUUUGAAAAAAUUGUCCUUGAAGGAGACUCCGACGUCUUGAUCAAGCUCUUGAACAGUUGCAGCAGGUCUUUGGCGCCCUUUGGUCAUCUUAUCAAUGAUAUUAUGUUUCUUGCUUCGCGCUUCACUUGCUUUAGAGCUACACACGUCCGAAGACAUUGUAAUAAGGUUGCUUAUUUACUAGCUAGAAAAGCAAUCUCAUUCUCCCCUUUGUCCGUCUGGAUGGAAGAUGUUCCACCAGACCUUUUAUCUGUUAUCCAGGCUGAUUUGAAUAGCCGUCCUUAA